Rhododendron vialii is the source of this 2694-nucleotide messenger RNA. RefSeq lists its product as uncharacterized. Bases 807 to 1577 code for a protein of 256 amino acids. NCBI's taxonomy places the organism in Eukaryota, Viridiplantae, Streptophyta, Magnoliopsida, Ericales, Ericaceae. The record is from RefSeq and is a predicted model, not a curated record. The transcript is spliced from 2 exons.
UCCUCAAUGGCUGUCAAAUAAGUAUUUUUAUCAUGUGUGGUCGAGCUUAUGGAAGUCUGUUACACACUAAUUGCUAUUCGCCUAAUCGGAUAACUUUUUGAUUAUGAAAUUGACACUCUCUUAUGUGGUCCGAUGUACUGAAUUUUAUUACGUGGUUAGUCUAGAAGGAAUUUGAUGCUAGAGUAAUGGUUGCAAUCCUUUCAAUUUAUGGGUAUCUUUGUAAUCGUACUCACAUGUAUGGAUUUAUGUGUUACUCGUCAGGUUCGGAGGCGGCUACGAGCACCGUGACUGCACGUAGGGAGUGAGCUCGUGUUGGUACCUUUUUGGUUGGGCCUCGAGUGUUUUCUUUUCAGGUGCGUGACGACACGCGGGUCCACUGCAGAGUCUAGACUGGAGUUGUGUAUAUAGUGGUCUAGCUUUUUGACUCUUUUGAUUAUGUGCCUAUUUUUGGAACUUGUAUAUGUUGUAAAUACCCGUGGGCACGUCUUGUAUGACAGUUGUUUCCGUAUAUGUGCAAGUUAAGUUUUUUUUUUGAGCUGGACGCUUGGCUGGUGUUUUUAUUUACUGUUUGAGCAGGGCCAAGGUGUGGGUCCAUCCCAUUUGGAAAAUAAUUUAGCGUGGUAUUUUCCGGGAUGGGGUGUGACAAUUUUUGGUAUCAGAGCCAAUGGUUAUUUGGUUCUGUAGACAUUUUUGAGUCUAGAACUUGCAGUGGACCAUAGGGAGUCAGUUGAGUUGGUGGUUAGCUUAUCUUUGCAUGCGUGGUAAAUAUUGAACUGCAAUGAUAUGUGUUGCUUAUCUUGAGUUCAAUGGCAGACAAAGUUAUGGACGGUCAGGAGAAAGAUUCAGGGGAUCAAGCGGGUCAAGGUGACCCUAGUGGUCAAAGUCCAUCGGAUAUCAUGCAGGCUCUUGCACGGUUUAUUGAGUUUCAAACGGGUGCACAAGCAAGCUCAUCAAAUCAGCCACGUAGUACAGUUCAUGAACAGUUUAUGAAACUUCAACCUUCAACAUUCUCUGGUGGUGUGGAACUAUUGGAAGCAGAGGAAUGGCUAAAAAGGAUGGAGUCUAUUUUUGAUGUCAUGAGUGUUUCUGAUGAUCAAAAAGUUACUCUAGCCCCUUUCAUGUUAAAAGAUCAAGCUCGAUUUUGGUGGGAAGCUACUAAAGGGUUGCUGACUACACCAGCAAUUAGGGAACCGGAGCCUCCAGUGCCGAAAAAGGUUACUUGGAAAGAAUUUAUUGCAGCCUUCAAUGAGCAAUACUUUCCUCUGUUGUAUCGAUAUGAUAUGGAGCACGAGUUUUCAAGUUUGAGGCAAGGAAGUAUGUCUGUUGCUGAAUAUGAUGCUAAGUUCAUCAAAUUAUCUCGGUUUGCACCAAACUUAAUCCGUAUAGAGGAUGCUAAGUGUAGAAGAUUUCAGCUUGGUUUGGAUCCUAACAUUCGAGCUGGAGUUGCUACUCAUGAAGUAAAGAGAUAUUCUGACUUGGUACACAAAUCAAAGAUUUCAGAAAAGAGUGUUAAUGAGAAGAAAGAAAGGCAAGCACAAUAUAGGAGGGGUCGAUUUGAGGCUGGAUCAUCUAGAUAGAGGUUUCAAGGAUCUCAAUUGAGCGGAGUGUAGGGUAGACCACAACAGAAUGUUCCAUUUGGUGGUCACCAGGGUCAGAGUUCUUAGAAACAACAACCUAGACAACAAACAAGUGUUUCCUCAAGUAGUGGUACACGAGAUAUUACCUGUUUUAGUUGUGGAGAGAGUGGGCAUAUGACACGAGACUGUAAGGGAAAACAACAAGAGAGAUGUUAUCGUUGCAACCAACCUGGGCACAAGAUUCGUGAUUGUCUUGUGACAUCUGUUACUUCUCCAUCAGUGGGUAGUGUGGCUGGUGGCAGUACAGCUUCAUCUAGGACUCCUCAGAGAGGUGGGGGAUCUUCUAGUGGACCUCGUACUCAGGCGACACCUGAUGUUGUUACAGGUACACUUAAUGUUUCUAGUAGGGAUGCACAUAUUUUAAUUGAUCCUGGCUCUACUCAUUCGUACAUGUCCCUAUCAUUUGGCAUGCAUUUAAAUCAGCUCUUUACAUUUUAGAUCAUUGCUUAUCUGUGUCUACUCCUAUUGGGGAAGUGGUGUUGGUAGAUGUGAAAUAUAGGGGCUGUGUGGUACGCGUGGGUGAAAAAGAAUUACUUGUUAAUUUAGUGCCUCUUGACAUACAUGAUUUUGAUAUAAUAUUGGGCAUGGAUUGGUUGGCAUCAUAUCAUGCUUCUAUAGAUUGUUUCAAGAAAGAGGUAAUAUUUCGGGUUCCUAAUGAAUCUGAGGUUAAAUUUUGUGGCGAACAAAAUGUUACUCAUACUUGUCUUAUAUCAGCAAUUGAAGCCAGAAAAUUGCUCAGAAAGGGUUGUGAAUGUUACUUGGCGCAUGUCAUAGAUACAACAAAAUUAGAGAUUAAAUUGGAGGAUAUUCCAGUGGUAUGGGAAUUUACAGAUGUGUUUCCAGAGGAGUUGCCGGGAAUUGUGCUGGAUAGAGAGGUAGAGUUUUCUAUUGAGUUACUUCCAGAGACUGCUCCUAUAUCUAUAGCACCGUAUCGAAUGGCUCCUAUCGAGUUGAAAGAAUUAAAAAUUCAGCUACAGGAUUUGCUUGACCGAGGUUUUAUUCAACCUAGUGUGUCGCCCUGGGGAGCUCUAGUGUUGUUUGUUAAAAGAAGGAUGGU